AUGAUUGAAAUCGAAGUUCAUGAAAAACAAUGUGGUCAACAACUUGGAAAUUGUCCCACAUGUAAUUGCUUGAUUGCCAUGCGUCUAUUACAACAACAUCGAAUGAUAUGUACGUUAAUAAAUAUAGAACACAAUUUACAAGCCCUCAAUCAAUUUCAGAACUUACCACAACCUACCUAUGCGCUUGAGCCGAAUUAUCCAAUGCAACACAAUACACUUCCAUUGGAAAAUACAUUUUAUGUCACCACUCAACAGCAAGCAAUUCAAGAACGAUAUCGUAAUUUUGUUUGGUGGCGCCGUACUUCAUUGGACACAGUUGCUGGCGUAAGUAUCAAUAAUACAGCUAUUCUUAAUUGCAAUAGUGCUAAUCAUGUUGAUUUAUUUUAUCUGCGAGCAGACUAUUCUACUGGACAAGUUGAUUCUUAUCUUGCUCGUCUUCAAAAGAAUGGGAUUUGCCAUUAUCAUUUGGCGAAUAGGUGUGUUGGCUAA
Molecule: messenger RNA, 489 nt
Organism: Rotaria sp. Silwood2
Lineage: Eukaryota; Metazoa; Rotifera; Eurotatoria; Philodinida; Philodinidae
Source: the annotation of a GenBank genome assembly